AUGAGACUUCUUCCUGGCCGUCGCAAGAAAAAUGCUGCAAAUACAUCAACUAAUAAAACAAACCCAGUUAUCGAUAAUUGCCAGCUGACACUUCAGGUGUCGGUCCUAGAGGCUCAAAAUCUCCUGACUUCCAAGAAAAAUUGCAAUCCUUACGCCGUUGUCCAUCUAAACCGAUUCUUUUAUUCAACUCCUGCUCUUUCAAAAGUCACAAAUCCCAAAUGGCUCGCCGACUUUUACUCUCCACUUAAAGGUUUGCAUUCUGCUCCCAUUAUAACCAUUGUGGUUUGGACCAAGGACCGUUUUAAAAAAGAAUACAUUGGGGAAGCUGAAAUCUCUCUAAAGGAUCUCUUCAAAAAUAACGCCUUCAAAGUUGAUGAUCCAGAAAACAAACCUUCUUGGUAUGAUUUAAGGUCAAUGAAGUCAGAUUCAAAGCCUCUCGUUGGCUCCAUAGAGUUAAAGUUUGCUCUUUAUCAUGAACAGAAUCUCAUAAAGGGAGAGGCAUUGGCAGACCAAGGAUCUCUACAAACUAGCUGGCAUAAGUUUCUUCAAGCAAUUUAUGAAGAAGCAAGCAAAGAGCCACCCAAUUAUGAUGACGACUCGGAUGACGCUAGUGUCGAUUUUGAAGGCCAGGAUUACGAGCAUCUGGUAGACACCUUGACAAUUUCUAAUGACGAUGGUUAUAGCUGCAGUGAUGCUUCUUCAAUUGCUUCUUCAACUGCUUCUUCUGGCUCAGAAUCCGAUGUUGAAAGCGGGUUUGAAUCUGACGAACAAGCUCCAUCAAUCUCAUCAGUUCAGGAUAUCCAACCUCUUGGCCGACAUGAAUCUUCAUUGCUUCCUAAAAGCCCUAAGCUCCUUCAAGUUCCUACUGCUGAAUCUACAAAGAACCGUCAUCGCCGUCACAGUUUAUCUCGCCGUCGUAGAUCUCGUGAAAAUAAGGAAACUGUGCCACGUGGGUACUAUGAAUUUAACUCCCGCAGCCAGGUGGUUGGAAUAACAUACCUUGAAAUCGUCAAGGCCACUGACUUGCCACCAUUGGCUAAUAUGACGCAUACUGGAUUUGACAUGGAUCCAUUUGUUGUUACAUCCUUUGGGAAAAAGACUUUUCGCACUGCAUGGCGACGUCAUACACUCAAUCCCAUCUUUAACGAGUCGCUCAUGUUUCCUGUCAUGAACCAUGAACGUGGGUUCUCAAUAAACUUUACUAUUAUGGACAAGGACAGAAUCACUCUGAAUGACCACGUCGCCACCAUUGACUUUCCAAUUCAGAAGAUCCUUGAAACAGCUCCACAACCUGACCCACACACCUUGCUUUACAAUAUUGAAGCAUUGGGUGUGCAACAACCUCAUGCACAAUUUAGUACAACAAGUAUCCCUGUAAGCCAACAAUUGGAUUCACAAGAUACUGAUAUUACUGGAUAUAAUUCGUCUGACUCCUCUGCAGCACGUGCCUCUGAGUCUUCCUUUUUAGACAGCGCCGAUACUGGCUCUGUACCACCAUCAGCUUCGAGUAAUAUUCCCAAAACUUCGGCAAGCUCUGUGUCACUCAAUGUAAUGGCUCCGCCUUCAUCAAUGGAUUCCCAGCGCCGCAAGUCCCGUAUUCGUCGCAGGGCUAAAAAAACCAAUACCCUAAUUGAUGCACACAUGUUUGAUUUUGUUAUUCCAUUAAUGCUUAUGAAGACCAAAUUUGAAGGCAAGCACAAACCAGAGCUACACAUUCGCGCGAGAUUUUUGCCUUAUGCAGCAUUGCGACAACAAUUUUGGCGCGGACUCAUUCGCCUUUUUGACACAGACCGCAGCAAUUCCAUGAACAUUUUUGAAAUUAUGGAGUUGCUAGACCAAAUGGGAGCCACUCUGUCGGAGAAAACUAUUAAGUCAUACUUUACACGUUUUCAUAAACGGUUUAAUGUUGAUGAACUGACGAUUGACGAAUUGGUUAUAUGCUUGGAAGAACAGAUUUUAAAAGAUACUGUGGUCCAAAACCACUCAAGGGAGCAAGAAGAUAAAGGCAAUUCAAAUAAAUCAGCAGCCACUCUUCCCGUCAUUAAAGAAGCUCCCUAUGUCGUUGAUGUUGACGGAAUGCCUACCCCUGUAGACAAGACAUAUGAAGAUCUAGCUGCAUCAGACGUAUCCGAAAUUCUUAAAGAAAUCUACGAAACCAAGAUUGAAAAUGAUGUCGAAGAGCGUUUAAUCCGAGUACUAGCCUGCCCAUUUUGCGGACAACCACGGCUCAACAACAAAGCUGAGAUUGAUAUUGUGACACACUUGGCCACAUGCGCGUCUCAAGAUUGGAGCCGCGACAACUUGAUGGCCAUGAACAAGUUUGUAUCAUCAAAUCAAGCGCGUAAGCGAUGGUAUACCAAAAUGGUUUUUAAGGUUACUUAUGGUAACUACAAGCUUGGCGCUAACUCUGCCAACAUUCUCGUGCAGGACCGUGAGACUGGCUUUAUUCAGGAGGAAAAGAUGAAUGCAUAUGUAAGGUUGGGUAUUCGUCUUUUGUACAAGGGUUUGCGAUCAUCUCGUAUGGAGUCAAAGAGAAUCCGAGGGAUUCUGCGCAGGGCUAGUUUUAAGCAGGGACGCAAGUACGAUGAUCCGUCAUCAGUACGCGCCAUUGAGCCGUUCAUUAAAUUUCACGCGCUUGAUCUUUCUGAAGUCCUUUUACCGCUUGACAAAUUUAAAAGCUUCAACGAGUUUUUUUACCGCAAGCUAAAACCCGGUGCCCGAGUGCUAGACGGUCCAGACAAUCCCUGCAUUGCAGUUUCCCCAGCCGAUUGUCGCUCAACAUACUUUAACUCCAUUUCGCGGGCCACUGAGAUUUGGAUUAAGGGCAAGGAGUUUUCCAUUGAGCGGCUUUUUGGCGACGCGUAUCCUGAAUAUGUUUCAAAGUAUAAUUCAGGGUCUCUGGCAAUUUUCCGCUUAGCUCCACAAGACUAUCAUCGUUUCCAUGUCCCUGUAAAUGGAAUACUGGGUGCGCCAAGAACUAUUGAGGGUGAAUACUAUACCGUCAACCCCAUGGCUAUUCGCUCUGCUCUCGAUGUUUUUGGCGAAAACGUGCGUGUCCUUGUGCCCAUCCAUUCCGAUGAGUUUGGGCUUGUCAUGGUUGUUUGCGUGGGCGCUAUGAUGGUUGGCUCCACAGUUAUUACAGCUAAAGCUGGAGAUCGUGUGGAACGCAUGGAAGAGCUCGGUUACUUUCAGUUUGGAGGCUCAACUCUUGUUGUGUUAUUUGAGCAUGGGAAAAUCAAGUUUGAUCGGGAUUUACUUGACAAUUCUAGUCAGGCUUUGGAGACUCUUGUUAAGGUUGGUAUGUCCAUUGGUCAUACGCCAAACGUUCCACAAUUUGAGCGUCACGAUGCUCACAAAACUCCCAAUAUUGUCAUCGAGUAA
Molecule: messenger RNA, 3381 nt
Organism: Magnusiomyces paraingens
Lineage: Eukaryota; Fungi; Ascomycota; Dipodascomycetes; Dipodascales; Dipodascaceae
Exons: 5
Coding region: 1-3381 (1126 amino acids)
Biological process (GO): phospholipid biosynthetic process
Molecular function (GO): phosphatidylserine decarboxylase activity; calcium ion binding
Source: RefSeq, a predicted model, not a curated record